Drosophila willistoni is the source of this 2590-nucleotide messenger RNA. It is a transcript of the gene Sox14, whose product is annotated as putative transcription factor SOX-14. The record is from RefSeq and is a predicted model, not a curated record. The transcript is spliced from 3 exons. Gene Ontology annotation, biological process: cell differentiation; positive regulation of transcription by RNA polymerase II; anatomical structure morphogenesis. Lineage: Eukaryota; Metazoa; Arthropoda; Insecta; Diptera; Drosophilidae. Gene Ontology annotation, molecular function: DNA-binding transcription factor activity, RNA polymerase II-specific; RNA polymerase II cis-regulatory region sequence-specific DNA binding. Bases 689 to 2359 code for a protein of 556 amino acids.
GAUUAAGCUAAUAUCAAUUAAAAAACAAUUGCGUGCAGUAUAAACGAGAUGUGAAUAACAAAAUUAAAUUUAAACCCAAAAAAAAACAAAUCGAAUUGUUUGAAAACCUCCAUAAGGAAAUAUAGUGCAUUUUCUAUAUAAACAGAUUAAAUUCACUGCCAGCAGCAUACAGACUUAAAACAAGAACUGAAAGUAAUUAAACAACAAGAAAUCAGUGGAAAACACUUAAAUACACUUAAAGACAGUUAUAUGUACAUACAAGAGUAUGUACAUAUAAAUCCAACCAAGUUUCAACAAAAAAGAUGAUAGGGCACCUAACUCAGGAAAAAACGUUAAACAACACAGGAGAAAAAGAACAACAACAACGGCGAUCCAAGGAGAAGCAACAACAACAACUCUUCCUGUAGCUCCAACAAAAUUAGUGACGAAGACGACGACAACAACAACAACAACAAUAAGAACUCCAGCGACACCAGCACCAACGCCAGUGCCAACCCCAACCAAAACCAGAAACAGAAACCUCCAACCCCCAAACCCCCACCCCCUACCCCAACAUUUAACAGUCAUAAAACAAAGCGCACGGGUUAUUACUCAUACGAAGGCUGUGCCUGCGCCUGUUGCUGUUGCUGUUACUGCUGCAGCUGCUGCUGCGCUGGAACUGCAUUGAACGUUAUUAUUAAAUACAAAAAUGGACAUGGACAUGGACAACAAUAACAACAACAGCGAAAGAUCUCAGGAAAUGGCAAUGGGGGCUACUAACGGGUGUGCCGAAGAAUAUUUGAUAUUUGGAUCUGCCCGUGUUGCCGUCAAUUCAAGUACACCGUAUUCGGAUGCCACACAAACAAAGAAACACUCUCCAGGCCAUAUUAAAAGACCCAUGAAUCCUUUCAUGGUCUGGAGUCAAAUGGAACGGCGAAAAAUAUGCGAAAGAACGCCCGAUUUGCACAACGCAGAGAUUUCCAAGGAAUUAGGUAGACGAUGGCGGCUCUUGAGUAAGGAGGAUAAACAGCCAUAUCAAGUUGAAGCAGAAAAGCUUCGGAAACUUCAUAAUAUUGAGUAUCCAAACUACAAGUACAGGCCACAAAAGAAACAAUCGCGAUCGUCAGCUGCUGCUGCUGGAUUGAAAUCAAAUCAAACAGACGCAGACAGCAAUGAAAGUAAAAAUGCACAGAAUGUAUCGCCCACUGAUGCCGUAAUUAAUGCAACAUCAUCCACUGCCGGUCGGAAAAAUAAAAGAUCUACCUCCACAUGUCAAUCAGCUGCAACGGUUUCAAAACGAUUGCGAAACGAAACGAGUGAUAAUUCCAAAUCUAAAUACAAUGUAAAAACAUCUUUAGAACAGCCAAACCCUGUCGAUAUGAUACUCUCUUCAACAAAUAAUCUUUUAAGCUAUGAAUCAUCUGAAUUUUUGCGUCUUAACACGAAUAGCAAUAGUGAUUGCGAUAUAAAAGUAUAUACAACAGACUCAACUAUAAGCACAAUGGAAAAUAUAACAAAUCUGAGUCAAUAUAUAACGCCCUUUGUAAACUCUCCCACCACUGACGACUCACAACAGUUGGAGAUAAAUUCGCCGUCUAAUGGUCCCACCAAUCACAAUCAUCACCCAAAUCCGGGUGUAGCCGGUCAAAUGGUAAACAUAUCCGAUAUUAGUCCCAACGAUGCCGGGGAUGCGGAUGUGUCCGAUGUGGUUUUGCAUCUAUUGUGCGACAAUAAUACAAUCAGUGAUGAACAAUUGCAUGGGGGUAUCACAACUAAUCAACAAAUAUUGGAUGCCAUUAAGUCGCACAUCAUAUUUUCGGAUAACCCUAACCUUAAUGAGCCUGCAUUCGAUUGUGAGGACAAUAUUGUAAAUGAUGCCAAUUUGCAUUCGGCUAGCCAUCAACUACCUCCAUAUGUGCCUGAUACACACGAAUGUUUUAUUGAAGACUGCGGUGCCGAUAAUUCAACGCAUCAAACCGAAUUCGAAGUUCAACCGCAGACAUUCACAAUGAAUAUUGAAAUACAUAAUAGUACACCAACAUUUGGAGGUGGCGAUGGCGGGCAUACAUUCCAAAACGAUGACUUUAAUCCGAUUCCGCCGGCAGCUGAGGAUAGUGACAGCAUUCUAACCUCUUCACAUUCGUCACAAAUUGGUUUCUGUAACAACAGUAUAAGCAAUAUUUUGGUUGAUGCAGAUGGUAUUGUGAACGCAUAUGCAACUCAAGACUACACCGGGAAUGUAAUUGGAACACAUAAUGAUCUCAACUACGAUAACAACGGAGCUCUCCUAGCUUACACAAAUGAGGAUUUACCACCUCAGCCAACUGGUAGUCAUUUAGAAUUUAAUACUAACAGAUUUGCAAGUUAUUACAAAAUGUGAGCGAUGAAAAAAAUGUGAGAAAUAUUUAAGCUUUGUGUAAUUUUAAAUUAUGUUUAUACGUUUAUAAUUAUACACCAAAAUUAUAUAUAUAUAUAUAUACUAUAUAUUAUAUACAGAUAAAAUUCCAUAUGUAAAAAAAAAAAGAUUAAAAUGCUUUGCAUAGAAAAACAUUUUCCCCCGUAGUCGUUUAAUAAAUGUAUAAAUAAACGCUGCGUGGGUUAUCUAAAUGGA